Anoplopoma fimbria (sablefish) is the source of this 6108-nucleotide messenger RNA. RefSeq names its product calmodulin regulated spectrin-associated protein family, member 2b (gene camsap2b). Bases 11 to 4504 code for a protein of 1497 amino acids. Gene Ontology annotation, cellular component: microtubule minus-end. The record is from RefSeq and is a predicted model, not a curated record. Gene Ontology annotation, molecular function: calmodulin binding; microtubule minus-end binding; spectrin binding. Lineage: Eukaryota; Metazoa; Chordata; Actinopteri; Perciformes; Anoplopomatidae. Gene Ontology annotation, biological process: negative regulation of microtubule depolymerization; neuron projection development; cytoplasmic microtubule organization. The transcript is spliced from 21 exons.
GAGAGAGAAGAUGGGAGAAGCGGCAGAUGACAGAGGGAUGAGGAGGACCUUCAUCGUCCCUGCCAUCAAGAGCUUCGAUCACUACGACUUCACCAGGGCCAAGAUAUCAUGCAGCCUGACGUGGCUGGUGGCCAAGGCUUUCGGCUCGGAUGCCGUACCAGAGGAGCUGGCCGAGCCUUUAUACAGGGACCAGUACAACCAGGAGCACCUGAAGCCUCCUGUGGCCUGCCUGCUCCAAUCCGCGGAGCUCUACUGCCGGGCGGGAAGCCUGAUCCUCCGCAGUGAUGCUGUCAAACCGUUGCUGGGACACAACGCUGUCAUCCAGGCUCUGGCCCAGAAAGGCCUGUAUGUCACUGACCAGGACCGACUGGUCACUGAGAGAGAUCUGACCAGCACGCCUAUACACAUGAGUUCCCAUCUGGCGCUCAUUGACACCCUGAUGAUGGCGUACACUGUGGAGAUGGUGAGUGUAGAGAGGGUGAUGACCUGCAUCAACAGGUACUCCUCUGCUGAGCCCUCACACAGCGACGGACACAUCCAGGAGCUGCCUUAUGACACCGAGGAUGCAAUCACCACUUGGAACAACAAGGUGAAUGAACACCUGAGGGACAUCCUUGUUGAAGAGCAAAAGCUGAGAGAGGCCUCCCUCCAGGAGUCAAACGCAACCACACACACAGCUCGCUACAGGAGGGAUCAUACUCAGCAGAGGAGCACUCCGUCGCUCCCCCUAGUGGAGAACCUGCUGAAGGACAACACAGACGGCUGUGCUCUGACCACCCUGCUGCAUUUUUACUGCCCGCAGGCUGUCAGACUGGAAGAUAUCUGCCUCAAGGAGACCAUGUCUUUGGCUGACAGUCUGUACAACCUGCAGCUGGUGCAGGAGUUCUGCAGGAACAACCUCAACCACUGCUGUCACUUCAGCCUGGAGGACAUGCUCUAUGCACAUGCAUCUAUAAAGAGUAAUUACCUGGUGUUUAUGGCUGAGCUUUUCUGGUGGUUUGAAGUGGUUAAACCCUCAUUUGUACAGCCCAGGGUCUUCGAUCCAAACGCCUGUGAGCCUGUAUCAUCCUGUAAAAAUAUGGCUCCUGUUUCCAGUCCAAUCAAACAGAGCUAUGCAGACAGACCUGACAGCCCUGAGAAUGCCCCUGCACAGGGUAUCAUGAAGAGGUCUACCUCCAUGUCCUACGUGGAUGGCUGUGUUGGGACAUGGCCCAAAGAAAAACGCUCCUCCUGUCGGGGAAUCUCCUUUGAAAUUCCUCUGGACGGAGACCCGAUUGUGCCGCCCUGCGAAGCUCCCUCCCUCAGUGGUAUGACCCGCUCUGCCAGCAGUGACGGUCUUGGUUUCAAAGUUCACUAUGCUUCUCGAGGGGUCAUGAAGCGCCACCUCUCCCUCAUGCCUGUCAAUGUAAACGGCCAGAGCAGACACAUACCUGAGGAGGAUGGGGAGUUCAGCUCCCAAAAACCACUCGGGCGGAACAACACAUUCUCAAUGAAGAACCAAAGCAGGUACUCCAAUGGGGUCCUCCCAGAGAGCAACCACAGCCCCAACAAUCACUAUGGCAGCCGCAGUAGCCCAUCAACUCCUCCGAGCAUUGAGGAGGCCCUGAAGAUUAUCCACGACACUGAAAGGCCCCACGCUAGCAUGGGCGUGGGGGAAGGAGACAAUGGCUUCUUUCUCCACGGUUCAGUGCUUUUAGACCCUUCAGACCCUUCAGGGGCCCAAGGUCAAGGAGACGAGCAGGGUUCAGCUAAGGCUCGGCUGAACGACCAAGACCCCAACUCUCUAUCAACUGAUGAAGUUGACACGGGCAUCCAUGUGAGGACAGAGGACAUCCAGAGCUUGGAUGAGGACUCCUCCUCCCUGAGAGACUAUUCAGACAUAGACCCAGACUGUGAGACCGUGACCCGGUCCUGCCCUCUGCCUGACCAGCCGGAGAAGGAGAGGAGCGGGGAAGGAGGACGGAAUGGGGUCAGUGAUGCUAACCACGAGGGUGAGAGGGGAGAUGGAGGUGACAGGAGCAGCCCCUGUCCCAGUUCAGCACCCACAAUCCCCAGAUCCCACACAGUCAGCCCCGCCUCAUCAUCUGGAGGCUCUGGAGGAGGCAUGAUCCGGAUGACGAGCUUUGCAGAGCAGAAGUUCAGGAAGCUUGAGGGAAGAAGUAGUGGAGGAACUACACCAGAGAGUUCAGAUCUCAAUGUGCCGUACACACACCUGCCAAGAAGCAUUUCUUCUCAGAUGUCACCUCCUUUGCCAAUCACAUCUCCCUCUCCAGUAACGUCCCCCAGAGACCCCUCCCACCUGAUAGCCUCAGAGAUGAUUCAGCUGAGGAUGAAGCUGGAGGAGAAACGGAGAGCCAUUGAAGCCCAAAAGAAGAAGGUGGAAGCAGCUUUCACCCGCCAUCGUCAGAGGAUGGGCAGAACAGCCUUUCUUAAUGUUGUGAGAAGAAAAGGAAUCACUGCCCCCCUCAGCCCCAGCUCAGACGCAGCAGAAGCACCUUCUCCAGAGGCGCUCAUGGCCUCAAAGGAAAACAACCAGGGCAGCAUGGAGCGGGCGGAGAGAUGUAAGCCUGACGGAGCAGCUCCUAAAUCCCCCUGUGAGGAUGGAGGGGGCUUGGCUCCGGGAGAAAUCGACCUCACAGAAUACACUCGCUCCAUUGAGAGGCUGAACACGUCGUUGGGCUUCCUGCAGACAGAGAUGCAGCGUUUGGCCCAGCAGCAGGAGAGGAUCAUGUCCAUGAGAGAGCAACAGCAACAAGCCUGGGUCAUUCCUCCUCCUGCUCCAUCUCCUCACAGGCAGCUCCGUGAGUUGCGUAGCAGCAGUGUUACAGGCCGGGGAUCAGGACGAGGCUCGGUUGGGUCUGUGUCUCCCAUCCUUUCUUCUUCUGGCUCUCCUCGCGCUCCCAACCGGUCCCCUGCUGGACUUAAGCGACGUCCGGCCUCCUUCCAUGCCAGGACACCCAGGACUCCACGACCAAAUGAUCUGAAGGUCACACCUUUCAGUCGAAUGCUCAACACCCAGACUUCCGUGGACAGCAUACCCAGACUGAGACGAUUCACCCCCAGCCAAACCCAGAACUGCUCGUUUGCUUACCUGGGCCACGACGAGGGGCCUCUGGACAGCAUGAACCAAGAGCCCAAGGACAACAAAGAAAACACUGAGGACAAAGAAGAUGUAGUGGUAAAGAAGAGUGCUGGCACUCAUCAGCUGUCUACUAAAGAAGCAGCCAAAGAGAAGGAAGAUGAGCGACAGGAGGAAAGAAAGGGUGAGGUGAAGCAAACAAGGUCAUCAGAGGUGUUGUGUCAACCGGUGUCUGAGAUCCAAGGGCCCACAGGCAGCCGGGUCAAGGGAGACCCACAGGACAGAAGAGAUGUGGUGGAGGUGACUCUGUCUGAGCUGAAACCUCCAGGAGGAGAUCCCCGCAGCCAGGAGAUGACGGGAGAGGGUGAAGGAGAUGGAGAGGCGAGAGGGGACACGUUUGGAAAAGACCAAAAAAUGUGCUGUGGAUUCUUCUUCAAGGAUGAUGUGAAAGGGGAGGAGGACAUGGCAGCAAAGAAAGCAGCUCUGCUGGAGAAGAGGCUUCGGAGGGAGAAGGAGACUCAGGAGAAGAAGCAACAGCAGGAGCUGGACCAGGAGCAGAAGAGGGAGGCUGCACGGUUGAAAGCUGAGGAGGAGCAGCAGAAAAAGGAUGAAGAGAAGGAGAGGAGGGAAUACAUCAAGCUUGAGUUUUUGAGGAGGAAACAGCUCAAGCUGUUUGAGAACAUGGACGAUGUCAUCAAGCCCCGAUCUGGAAGUCUCAAGAAAAAGCCGCGGCCCAAGUCCAUCCACAGGGACGUCGUGGAGUCGUCUACGCCCCCUGUGAGAGCAACAGGGGUGCGUCCUCGAGGCUUCUCAGUGUCUAGUGUUUCUUUGGCGUCUCUCAAUCUGGCUGACAACGACAGAGAGCAGCCAAAUAACAGGAAGAACAACAGGCCAGACUCUGCAGAGGGUUUUUCUUCUUGUCCUUCGACUGGUAGUCGCAACGGAGAGAAGGACUGGGAAAAUGACUCCACCACCUCAUCCACUCCCUCCAACAAUGAGUACACAGGACCAAAACUAUACAAGGAGCCGAGUGCCAAGUCAAACAAGUACAUCAUCCAGAAUGCCCUGGCUCACUGCUGCCUGGCUGGCAAGGUCAACGAAGGGCAGAAGAACAAGAUACUUGAUGAAAUGGAGAAAUCCGAAGCCAAUAACUUCCUUUUGUUGUUCCGUGAUGCCGGAUGCCAGUUCAGGUCCGUGUAUGCGUACUGCCCGGAGACGGAGGAGAUCACCAAACUGGCCGGCAUUGGGCCGAAGAGCAUCACGAUCAAGAUGAUCGAGGGCCUGUACAAGUAUAACUCUGACAAAAAGCAGUUCAGCCUGAUCCCAGCCAAAACCAUGUCCGCCAGUGUGGACGCCAUCACCAUUGCCAGCCAUCUGUGGCAAACCAAGAAGCAGGUGACGCCCAAAAAACUGCUCACGAAGUAGCACCAGAUGGCCACCGGAUGGCAAUAUUUGGACAUGCUUCUCUGGAACGAUCAAAAGGAGAGUUUGUGUAUUUUAGAUUUUCAUUAAAAGGACACGUGGUCCCACUGUAAUAACUCACAACUGGAAUGUAGAACACGAGUGGGCCUCACAGACAUUGUUGUUACAAGAUUGACUGUUACACUCUGGACUAAUUAAACGGGACACAAGUGUUUACUUCGUCAGCAUGUGUGUCAAUGUUCUCGUGCCAAAAAAAAGAAGAAAAACAAAAGGCGGACCAAUGCCUUACCUAGUUGAACCACUGAACCACUGAAUGUCACGCCUCAGAAAGAGGCAGUUUGGUUUCUAUAAGUUGAUCAUGUGUGGCCUUAUGCUUGUUUUGUGUCACUUUGUCAGCGCCUGUUAAUAAGAGUGUUGUGAUACAGGAGAGUUUGCGUGCACUCACAGGUCUGGGAUCAGAUUACUCCCCCCCUCAAGCAACUUGUAACAAGGGUGGCCUGUCUGAUCUGUGAUCAGGCAGAAGCAGCAUUUUUUUUAGUUCUUGCUUUUUUUUUUUUUUUACAUGUGACUGAAAAACGUAUAAACAGUUCAAAUUUGUGUGUGUAUAGUGAAUGCCAAGAAGAGUGAGGAAAAUACCUCAGUUGGUGAUUGCAAUUACUUUCCAAAAGUGUGAAAUUAUGAGAGUAUUGAGCAUAUGGAGUACCAUGAAACAAUUCUGGAAAGCACCUGCUAUAGACUCUUAAUUUAUUUCAUUUUGAUAAUGCUUUGCAGAUAUUCUGAAAGGCGUGUUAGAUUUUAUUCAGAGAAACAUAAUAUACUGUACGUAUAUAAGUUAAGUUUGUAUAUGACGGCAGAUCCAUCCAAAAUGAGCGAGUCCUCUUGUAGUAGCUUUUGAGUAGCUUUUAUAAUUUAUCACAUAUGUGUAUCAGUAUGUUGUACUUUGGGGCCUUUAAUUGUGUUACAAGUGCAAAAAGUGUGAUCACUCAACAGUAUCACUGAUAAGACGAUCAUCAGUAGUAGAAUAGACGGGAAUCCCACCCUGUGUCAUCCGUCUGUGCAAUUUAAGAGUCAUUUGAAUAAUCACCAUUGACCAUGUUGCAGUUGGAACUAACAAAUACUUAAAAUGCCACUUUAAUGUGGAUAUUGUCUUAACUGUUAGAGUUUGAUUACCCUCAAAGGAGAUUGUAAAUAAAUGAAUUCACCCAUAAUAGCACUUCAUGACCCUGUCCACUGUCGUUGAGUCGUUUCCGUCAUGCUUGUUACUUUACUUUUACAUUACUUUUUAUCACAAGUUCCUUCAGUAUAUGUUGGCAUUGUACAGAUAUAUUUUGGCAUAUAGAAGUAUUUUUUGUAAUGACAUUGACAUGUUGGAGGUGUGUUCUAAUGAAGAAGUACAACUGUUGAAGGAAGUGUGUUGAAAGCGAAGGCAAGGUAUAUGAAAUCCUAAUGAGGCUUUAUCGUGGUAUUGUAUGAAACUCAUAAAGGAUACUGAGAAAAUCAUAGUAUUUUUUCCAACUCUGAAUUCAUUUUCAUUUAAGUUUACUAAAUAUGCUCAACUGUUCAUGGAUUUUUGUUUGUUUUUCUAUUACGUUGAGCUUUAUUAAAAU